This is a messenger RNA of Cervus elaphus (red deer), 1873 nucleotides long. It is a transcript of the gene MTHFSD, whose product is annotated as methenyltetrahydrofolate synthetase domain containing. The transcript is spliced from 8 exons. Bases 472 to 1587 code for a protein of 371 amino acids. NCBI's taxonomy places the organism in Eukaryota, Metazoa, Chordata, Mammalia, Artiodactyla, Cervidae. The record is from RefSeq and is a predicted model, not a curated record. Gene Ontology annotation, molecular function: RNA binding. Gene Ontology annotation, cellular component: cytoplasm.
GGCGGGGGACGCGGAGGGGCCGCCUGAGAGACCGACCGGGGGUCGCGAAGGGGCCGCCUGAGAGACGGACCGGUGGUCACGGAGGGGCCGCCUGAGAGACUAACCGGGGGUCACGGAGGGGCCACGUGAGGGACGGGCAAGGGGUCGCGGAGGAGUCCCCGGGGAUUGGGCAGAGAAACCGCCAGAGACAGAAGGGGGGACAUGGACGGGCGGGGUCUUCGAAGGUUCUGAGCGGGGUUGGGACGCUGUCGGUGGAGUAGGUAGAAGAAGAAGUGGGACUGCCUUCUGGGUAGGUGGUGGUGUCAGUUUCCGGACCCCUUUCCCCACCGUGAGAGCUGCCUCCUGUGUCGUCUGCCCCAGGCCCUGAGGAGGCUCGCCCCCAGAGCCCCUGAGCUUCGGUGAUUGAUUGCAGCAUUGCCUGGCAAAGAUGGUGUUUCCAAACAGGACAUUCGAGAGCAGAUUUGGGACUACAUGGAGUCACAAAAUUUAGCUGAUUUUCCCCGGCCUGUUCAUCACAGGAUUCCCAACUUCAAGGGCUCUUAUCUGGCUUGCCAAAACAUCAGAGACCUCGAGGUUUUUGCCAGAACGCAGGAACUUAAAGUGGACCCUGAUAAACCACUGGAAGGCGUCCGGUUGCUGGCGCUGCAGAGCAAAAAAACAUUAUUGGUUCCAACACCGCGACUGAGAACGGGGUUGUUUAAUAAGAUCACUCCACCCCCUGGGGCAACUAAAGACAUCUUGAGAAAAUGUGCCACCUCUCAGGGCGUGAGGAACUACAGCACUCCCGUGGGCUUGGACUCCAAGGUCCUUGUGGACUUGGUUGUGGUGGGGUCCGUGGCUGUUUCUGAAAAAGGCUGGAGAAUUGGGAAGGGAGAAGGCUAUGCCGACCUUGAAUACGCCAUGAUGGUGUCGAUGGGAGCAGUCAGCCAGGGGACGCCAGUGGUCACCAUCGUCCAUGACUGCCAGGUUGUUGACAUACCUGAAGCACUCCUCGAGGACCACGACCUCACUGUGGACUAUAUCCUUACUCCAACUCGAGUCAUCACCACAGGGUGUGAGCGCCCCAAGCCAGCGGGAAUCGCAUGGUCCAAGAUCAGCUGUGAGAUGAUGGAGAAGAUACCUAUCCUCAGAAGCCUGCGCCACCGAGAGGAGCAGGCUGGGAAGGACGUCACCCUCCGAGAUGGGCCCCGGAGCACUCCAGGCGCCCAGGCCGCCCCCAGCACCGCCAGAAGCCCUCAGGACCCGGCCCCACCAGAAUCGGGCUCCGUGCCUCCCAGCUCUGUUGAGAUUGGGAACCUCCCCCGGGAUGUCAGGGUGAGCCAGCUAAAGCGGGCCCUCAGCGCACUGGGCGUGGUGCCCUCGCGGCUCACCUGGCAGGGGCCGCAGCACAGGGCCUUCCUCCACUACCGGGACCCGGCCGAGGCCCAGCAGGCCAUCGCCUGCCUGCAGGGCUUCCGCCUGGGCGCCAGCACAGUGAGGGUGGUGCUAGCCAGGCAGCAGAGGGCCGGUGACCUUGGGGGCGGCCACACCGCAGAGCCACUCCCUGACCAUCGGCCGUUGCUGGCCCAUGACGACGUCCUGCUAUGAUCCCCAGCGAACUUCCGCCCAGCACAGCAGGGCAUGGUGGAGCCGUUGCUGCCUGAGCUGCUGUUGAGUUUGGUCCUUUCUGGGAAGUCAGAGCUUCAGUUGCUGCCCAGUGUCUCCUGGGGGCAGGAAGUCAGCCCGUGAGGCACUUGAAGUCUCUUGGGAGGCAGGAAGUUCAUAUUCAGGCUUCUGCGCAUCCUGGUCCUUCAGCCUGUGGAAUGUCACAGCCCUGCUGGUUUCUUGGUUGAGGGGACUGAGUGGGCAAUAAACGAGCAGGAGUAAAUUCUGA